Messenger RNA from Hibiscus syriacus, 1437 nucleotides. Its product is annotated as SUMO-activating enzyme subunit 2-like. The transcript has 10 exons. The coding region runs from base 1 to 1437 and encodes 478 amino acids. Gene Ontology annotation, molecular function: ubiquitin-like modifier activating enzyme activity. Lineage: Eukaryota; Viridiplantae; Streptophyta; Magnoliopsida; Malvales; Malvaceae. The record is from RefSeq and is a predicted model, not a curated record.
AUGGUGGUUUCGGCCUCAAGCUUGGAGAUGGCUGAAAAUGUGCUAAAUUUCUUGAUUAUUCUUUUUGUUCAUUGUAUUGUGUGGGCAAAGGACCUGCUUAUUGCAAAGUUGUUUGGGAACAAGAGUCAGGAAAAUGAUUUGAAUGUGAGCUCUAGUGAUGUUUCAAACUCGUCAGAACAUUCUGAAGAUGUAUUUGAGUGCAGAAUAGAUGAAGAAAUUGAACAAUAUGGAAGGAGAAUAUUUGAUCAUGUAUUUGGUCAUAAUAUAGAAGUGGCUCUGUCGAAUGAGGAAACUUGGAAAAACCGUACCAAACCAAGGCCUAUAUAUAGUAAGGAUGUAUUGUCUAAGAAGAUAACUAAACAGAAUGGAAACAGUGAAAAAGUUAGUGCAACUGAUGCUGUAUCUUCCAUGUCAUCUCUGGGCUUGAAGAAUCCUCAGGAAAUUGGAAACCUGACUUUUGAUAAAGAUUAUCAGUUGGCUGUGGUGUUUGUUACUGCUGCUUCUUAUAUUAGGGCUUCUUAUUUUGGGAUUCCUUUACAUAGUCUUUUUGAAGCUAAAAGAAUUGCUGGUAAUAUUGUGCAUGCUGUGGCAUCAACAAAUGCUAUCAUAGCGGGGUUGAUUGUGAUUGAAGCAAGUAAAGUUUUAAAAAGGGAUAGCAACAAUUACAGGAUGACCUAUUGUCUGGAACAUCCAUCAAGAAAGUUGCUUCUAAUGCCGGUAGAACCCUAUGAACCUAAAAAGUCUUGCUAUGUUUGUUCAGAGAUUGUUAAAGCCAGACUUGGCAUGAAUUUUCCACUACUUAUGCGGGCAACUAUUCUUUAUGAAGUUGGUGAAGAUCUUGAAGAGGAUAUGGUAGCUGUUUAUGCUGCAAACCUUGAGAAAGCCUUAUCUGAGCUGCCUUCUCCCGUAAUCAGUGCGACUGUGCUUACCGUAGAGGAUCUACAACAGGAGUACAAAUGCUGUAUCAACAUUAAUCAUAGGUUUGUCUCUAUGUUGAUUACUGUUGAAGCUCCUGCUGAUAAGGACAGUAAUAAGCCUAUUGGAAAUGGUGAAAGUACAUCCAGUGCGUUGCCAACAGAGGAGAUUCUGGAGGAUGAGAAGGAUGUUGGAAUUCAAGAAACUUCUAAGCCGUCCGAAAUGUUACUUGGAAGAAAAGAAAACUGUCUCAGAAUUCUCAAUCAACUUGAAAAGCUCGAUGUUGAUGAUGAACUCAUAAUAUCUGAUGAUAUGGAAGCUCUCACCAAGAGGAAAAGAUUUCCAGCUGACAUCAUUGGAUGUAAUGCAUUGCCGAAUUUUUCUGGCAGGAAAGUGUACCAGUCAUGUCGAAGAAGAAAGUGUGAAGGUAAAGCGGUCUAUGAGCUGAUCCAAGACAGAUUACUUGAACAUCUUCAUCCUUGGUUUCGAAGAACUUUAAGAGGCUUUGUUGAUCAGUUGUGA